Phytophthora megakarya is the source of this 1002-nucleotide messenger RNA. NCBI's taxonomy places the organism in Eukaryota, Oomycota, Peronosporomycetes, Peronosporales, Peronosporaceae. The record is from the annotation of a GenBank genome assembly.
AUGGUUUACCCUAUGCCCCUGAUCAGCGAUCUGCUAGAAGAUCUGGACAAAGCUCUAUGGUACUGCUCGCUAGACAUGGCCAGCGGUUUCUGGGUCUCAUUCCUGGGCAGUCUAAAUUACUACAGCCGAUUCAUCGAAGAUUAUGCCAUCUAUGCCUCGGUAUUACGUGAAGUGGAGUUUGCAGAACUGGAGAAACGAUCGGAUCUGAGUGAGAUCUUGGACCGGAAUGACCCGAUUUUGACGGCACCAGUGGACGAGAGAUGGAUCAAGGCGCAUAGGGCCUUCAUCACCCUAAAAACCAAGAUCGCGACUACCCCAGUCCUCCGUCAUUUCGACGAGACGAGAACGCCGUCGACGGGGUUGCAGGGUCGCCUGGGACAAUGGUCUGCCCUCCUGACCCCAUGGACACUCGAGAUCACGAAGUGCACGAAGGGUGAGGAUGAGAUACUGGGGGCGAUCGAUGCUAGCAUCACGCCGAGGGCGAAGAUCGACGACGCUUUGACCGAGAUCGCUCCUCGGAAAGAACCUAAACGCCGGAUCCCAGCGCCAAUACCCACCGUAGAUCGAGACGAGGAACUAUGGGUGAUCAGUUUUGACGGAUCCGCCCGAGUUAAGCGCGGUGGGGUGUGGAGUCUGCCCGGAUGGGAGGCGGUCAAGGCCAGAUCAGGCUAUCUCGAGAGCCUCACCGUGAACGAAGCCGAAUAUAACGGCCUGAUCCUGGGACUCGACAUGCUAGAGGGCUUAGAUCGCAGACGCCUGGUGAUCUGCGGGGAUUCUAACCUGGUGAUCCAACAAGUACGGGGUGAGAUCGACUGCAAAUCACCCGGACUGACGCUAUUGAAACGGAAAGCCCUCGAUCGGCUGAGGAUAUGGAGUGAUCAUGAGUUGGUACACGUCAAGAGGGACUGGAACGGAAGUGCCGACAGUCUAGCAAGUGCCGCUUUGCAACGGCAAGGGGGAUCGAGGUCCAGUAGGUGCCCGGGUACCAGGAUCUGGUUACCC